AUGACUCGGGAUGAUCUCUUCAACACCAAUGCCUCUAUCGUCCGUGACCUCGCCGCAGCUGUGGGCCGUGUUGCUCCUGAGGCCCACAUCCUCGUCAUCUCCAACCCCGUCAAUUCCACGGUCCCCAUUGUUGCCAAGACCCUCGAAAAAGCUGGUGUCUUUGAUCCCAAGCGUGUUUUCGGUGUCACCACCCUCGACGUUGUCCGUGCCGCCCGUUUCCUCUCCGAGGUUACAGGCGCCAAACCCAAUGAUACACCCGUCACUGUCGUUGGUGGACACAGUGGACCUACGAUCGUCCCUCUGCUCUCCCAGUCUAACUACGGAAAGGGCGUCAAGGGUGAGGUUUACGACAAGCUCGUUCACCGGAUUCAAUUUGGUGGAGAUGAGGUUGUGAAGGCAAAGGAUGGAGCUGGAAGUGCGACCUUGUCGAUGGCUUAUGCUGGUGCUAGGUUUACAAAUAGUUUGUUGAGGGGAUUGAAUGGCGAGAAGGGGGUUACUACGCCCACUUUCGUCAAGAGCCCACUGUUUGUUGACCGGGGGAUUGACUUCUUCUCGUCGAAUGUUGAACUUGGUCCCAACGGUGUUGAAAAAAUCCACCCUAUUGGACCCUUGUCGGCGGAGGAAGAGAAGCUCAUGGAGGCUUGCUUACCGGAGUUGAAGAAGAACAUAGAGAAGGGCAAGGCGUUCGUUGCUUAG
Molecule: messenger RNA, 696 nt
Organism: Marasmius oreades (fairy-ring Marasmius)
Lineage: Eukaryota; Fungi; Basidiomycota; Agaricomycetes; Agaricales; Marasmiaceae
Gene: MDH1
Product: Malate dehydrogenase, cytoplasmic
Exons: 3
Coding region: 1-696 (231 amino acids)
Biological process (GO): malate metabolic process; tricarboxylic acid cycle
Cellular component (GO): cytoplasm; mitochondrion
Molecular function (GO): L-malate dehydrogenase (NAD+) activity
Source: RefSeq, a predicted model, not a curated record